UUGAAGGUUCUCAAGCUGCAUAUCGUGCCAGCUAAGGAGUUAACAUCUGAUGAGAUCACCAACGAUACGAUCGUUUCCACUGUCGACAAUAUUCGCCAACUCUACUUUAUCAAAGGGGAAUGGCCAAAAAACAAUAUCACAUACUACGUGAUCGGUGGCGGUAUUAAGACGGCAAUAUUUCAAGACAAUGUUGCCGCUACAAAUGGGAUCGUCCAUUAUAUUGAAAGGGUACUUGGCGUACCGUAUCAAUCGCUAUGGGAAAUUAUCAGGAACGAAACACGACUACAGUAA
Molecule: messenger RNA, 291 nt
Organism: Cooperia oncophora
Lineage: Eukaryota; Metazoa; Nematoda; Chromadorea; Rhabditida; Trichostrongylidae
Source: the annotation of a GenBank genome assembly